Hipposideros armiger (great roundleaf bat) is the source of this 756-nucleotide messenger RNA. Its product is annotated as amiloride-sensitive sodium channel subunit beta-like. Gene Ontology annotation, molecular function: ligand-gated sodium channel activity. Lineage: Eukaryota; Metazoa; Chordata; Mammalia; Chiroptera; Hipposideridae. The record is from RefSeq and is a predicted model, not a curated record. Bases 103 to 690 code for a protein of 195 amino acids. Gene Ontology annotation, cellular component: sodium channel complex; plasma membrane. Gene Ontology annotation, biological process: sodium ion transmembrane transport. The transcript has 3 exons.
CCGGCCGGGUGGGCCCUGCCUCCAGCUGCUGGUGUUUCUUUCAGGAACUUCACAUCCAUCUUCCAUCCUGAUUACGGAAACUGUUACAUCUUCAACUGGGGCAUGACAGAGAAGGCCCUCCCUUCGUCCAAUCCCGGAGUUGAGUUCGGCCUGAAGCUGAUCCUGGACAUAGGCCAGGAGGACUACGUGCCCUUCCUCACGUCCACGGCCGGCGCCCGCCUGCUGCUUCACGAGCAGAGGUCGUACCCCUUCGUCAAAGAUGAGGGCAUCUAUGCCAUGUCGGGGACAGAGACCUCCAUCGGGGUGCUGGUGGACAAGCUGGAGCGCAAGGGCAAGCCCUACAGCCAGUGCACCGUGAACGGCUCUGACGUCCCCAUCCGAAACCUCUACAGCGACUACAACACGUCCUACUCCAUCCAGGUGGGGACGCAGGGACCCCGGGGCCUGCCCACGGCCCGCAGCCCAGGGCUCGGAUCUCUGAGAGCUGGUCCCAGCAGGCUGGCUCUAUGGGAUUUUUGUCACCACAGGGUGGCUGAGUGGAUUUUGGGGCACUUGGGGCUGUGGAGCCAGUCCAGUCCCUGGGUUCUCACCAGGGCCCAGGGCUGCCCGCCUCUUGUCCCCACUCAGCAGGUGUGCCCUUGGGGAGGCCCAGGGUUGCAGUGCUCUCACUCUGGGGUUCCCCGAGAGUGAGUGUGAGGUGCUGUGCUAAGAGUCUGCAUGAUUACAUCAUCAUUUGAUCCUUUCAACACCCCCGCU